Molecule: messenger RNA, 885 nt
Organism: Rhizopus microsporus ATCC 52813
Lineage: Eukaryota; Fungi; Mucoromycota; Mucoromycetes; Mucorales; Rhizopodaceae
Exons: 1
Coding region: 195-794 (199 amino acids)
Source: RefSeq, a predicted model, not a curated record
UGACCCCCCCCAACAUGUCAAAAGAGCCAAAAAAAGAGAUUUCUUCUGGGUGUGUAACCGUUUUUGGCUUUCAUAUUUGCCUCGCUUUUGGGGGGAGGGAAGAAUAAAAAAGAAAACACUUGCUUUAGUCUAUUUUUUUUCAUUUAUUUUUCUUAAUCAUAUACUUCUUCUUUCUCUUCUUUAUUUUCAUCUUUAUGCCUCCCUACUCGUAUCCAAUCACGUUUGAAGAAAUCGAAGCCAAAGAAUGGGCAUCCAAUACUGUCCAAGGUAUCCUCACAGACAUAUCGCCCGUCUCAUUUGAAUCGGGGUUUACUAGCUUAGAGGUAAUUCAUGAAGAUAGCAUACAAGGUCAAGAGAAAGAAAGCCACAAAAAGUCAUUAAAACGAAUGAGCACCCUUCGACGGUCAUUCUCUUUUCUUGAGAGCAGCCUCUUUCGAAAUAAUAACAACAGCGAACAGCGUAAAUCCAGUCGAUCUCAAAGCACGAUUCUAACCGACUAUCAAUUGCUUUCUACUCACUCGGCACCAACAACGCCCCGAAAGCUAUCACCACAAUCAUCCAUAUCCAGCCGUAUUCGUCAUACAUGGCAUGUGGACCGUGCGACGGUGAAGCAGCUAUUAUCUCACACGCCAGAUCUCUUUAGUACCCUAAGUGCCUACACACACAAAAUCUCGAAUAAAGAACGAAGGGGAAUGGCUAUCUGGAGGAGUACAUACGCUGCAUAUAUUGUUGAACCACCUCCUUCCUUAAGAUUCAAGGUAACACAUCUGGAUGCUCAUUCGCUCGAUUGUUAAUGUUUUUUAUAAAAAUAGCCCAAACCUGUCACUAAACGGUCAAUUCAACUAUCCAAAUUUAUUAUGGCUGAGCUGUUGACAACAGAAGAAA